AUGCGCCAAGCGCUCACUCGGAGACCAGAGUCCAGGGAGGGGAGGAGGACAAGGCGUCGGGCCCAGACAGAACUACUGGUCGACCCGACAGAGCUGCCACCCCCCGCACAGACUGGGCACCGAAGAGAGAGCGGCGACGCACGGCCCCACCCCGCGCUCGCCUGCGGGCGCAAAGUCCGACAGAACAGCCGCCCCGGCGCCACAGCGACACCACGGCGACAGUCGCGCCUGGCACCCGGCAGAGGCCGGGCCUCCGCCCGGCUCGCUGCCGCCAGACCUCCUCCUCCUCCACUCGCUCGCUCGGCUGAGAACGAGGGGACUGUCAUAUCAAAGCGGAUGCCAGGGGGAGCACGACAACCGCCUUGCAACGACCGACUCCACCGAGCCGCCGUACCCCGGAUCGGCGCGCGCCGGCCGGCUCUGAGCUCCGGAGACACAGAACACGGAAACAAAUCGCCUCACUCACCACCGCCACGCACCGAGUGGCACAACCUAGGUCAGGACCUGCAGCCGGGUCCUCUCUGCGACCUCACGAACGACACCAGAGCCACCAGAGACCUAGACCGAGAUCGAGCCGCCGCCGCCGCCGCCGCCAGCGACCAAAGUGAAACCAGGAACCAGGACGAGAUUCGCCGGAACGGAGCGGCCCGAACCCGAGAACCGGGAAGCUGGGAUCGGUCCCAAGCAGGAAGGGGCGGCAAAGACGGCAGGCCCGCACCACGAGAGAAAACGAACCGGCCACCCGCACGACCUCCGCCACCCGUGGCAAGACCCCCACCCCCGCCCAACAUGGCCAGAAAAGGGCAAGCACACACCCCGGGUGUGCACGGGCUCACCGCACGGGCGGUACGGGGAGCCUUCCCCCGGCAGACGCGAGGCACCCACUCCGAGAGGCACCCAACCACCACACCCACACCGCGCGGGGUCGGUGUCCGGGCCGGGACCGGCCCCACCACCUAUCGGCUCACCCGGGGACCCUCUCCCCCGACUCCCGAGACGUCCCUCGUACUCUCCUUUUUUCGCCCUCAAAGACCAGAGUCCAGGGAGGGGAGGAGGACAAGGCGUCGGGCCCAGACAGAACUACUGGUCGACCCGACAAAGCUGCCACCCCCCGCACAGACCGGGCACCGAAGAGAGAGCGGCGACGCACGGCCCCACCCCGCGCUCGCCUGCGGGCGCAAAGUCCGACAGAACAGCCGCCCCGGCGCCACAGCGACACCACGGCGACAGUCGCGCCCGGCACCCGGCAGAGGCCGGGCCUCCGCCCGGCUCGCUGCCGCCAGACCUCCUCCUCCUCCACUCGCUCGCUCGGCUGAGAACGAGGGGACUGUCAUAUCAAAGCGGACGCCAGGGGGAGCACGACAACCGCCUUCCAACGACCGACUCCACCGAGCCGCCGUACCCCGGAUCGGCGCGCGCCGGCCGGCUCUGAGCUCCGGAGACACAGAACACGGAAACAAAUCGCCUCACUCACCACCGCCACGCACCGAGUGGCACAACCUAGGUCAGGACCUGCAGCCGGGUCCUCUCUGCGACCUCACGAACGACACCAGAGCCACCAGAGACCUAGACCGAGAUUGGGCCGCCGCCGCCGCCGCCGCCGCCGCCGCCGCCGCCGCCAGCGACCAAAGUGAAACCAGGAACCAGGACGAGAUUCGCCCGAACGGAGCGGCCCGAACCCGAGAACCGGGAAGCUGGGAUCGGUCCCAAGCAGGAAGGGGCGGCAAAGACGGCAGGCCCGCACCACGAGAGAAAACGAACCGGCCACCCGCACGACCUCCGCCGCCCGUGGCAAGACCCCCACCCCCGCCCAACAUGGCCAGAAAAGGGCAAAUGGAAACCAGAAAGAGAAAAAAAAAAAAAAAAAAAAACUCCCAAAGAUGGGUCGGCUCCAGCAAGAGACGAGCCGUCGGGAGGCACCCCGCUCACUUGUGAAAGUCCGCUCCUCG
This is a messenger RNA of Dipodomys spectabilis (banner-tailed kangaroo rat), 1949 nucleotides long. RefSeq names its product serine/arginine repetitive matrix protein 1-like. NCBI's taxonomy places the organism in Eukaryota, Metazoa, Chordata, Mammalia, Rodentia, Heteromyidae. The coding region runs from base 1 to 1935 and encodes 644 amino acids. The record is from RefSeq and is a predicted model, not a curated record. The transcript is spliced from 5 exons.